CACCCAGUGAGAUCGCCAACCCAACGCAAACGCAUCGAGGAAUAGAAGAAGGCGAGGAUAAAAAGAAAACUUUCGCACCACCAACUCACACUGACCGCAACUUCCCAACAAUCUCGGUCCCUCCCUCCCUCCUCCCUAAACUCCCCAGCAACCCGCGGCCGAGCCCCGUAGUCCGUGCACCAGUUGUCUCGCGUCGUCGUCGUCGCCGGGGCUGCAGCCUGCAGGCAGCGACCUAGCUAGGAACGGGUGACAUGGCGCGUGCGGCGGCGUCGGUGGCCGCGGCGCUGCUCGUCGUGCUCGGCGUGGCAGCGUCGGUGGCGACGGCGCAGAUGGAGACCUGCAGCGGCGACCUCCCACCCGUGCUCGCCGCCAACUACUCCGGCCUGGCCUGCCAGCCGGUCUGGAACAACUUCGUGCUCCGGUACCACCAGGACAAGGACAACGUGCUGCGGGUGGUGCUGUCCACGAUGUACAGCACGGGGUGGGUGGGCAUGGGGUUCUCCAGGGACGGCCUCAUGGUCGGCUCCAGCGCCAUGGUGGGGUGGAUCGGCAAGAAGGGGCUCCCCCACGUCCGGCAGUUCGCGCUGCGGGGCAAGAGCAGCUCCAAGGUGGUGGUCGACCGUGGCUUCCUCGUUUCCAACGACCACGACCACACUGUCGUGGUGCAGCAGGCCAAGAUCUACCUCGCCUUCCAGCUCAGGUUCUCCUACCGCCUCACCCACCAGCACAUCGUCAUGGCCUUCGGCAACAGCAUCCCCGUCAAGAACAGGCUCACCAGGCACCAGGACAAGACCUCCUUCACCUUCGAUUUCACAACGGGCAGAGCUUCGGUGGACGGGUCCUUCCCAUACGGCCUGCGGCGUGCGCACGGCGCGCUGAACGUGUUCGCGUGGGGAGUCCUGCUGCCCAUCGGCGCCAUCCUGGCGCGCUACUUCCGGCGGAUGGACCCGCUCUGGUUCUACCUCCACGUGGGCGUCCAGCUCGCCGGCUUCAUCAUCGGCCUGGCCGGCGUCGUCGCCGGGGUGGCGCUGUACAACAAGAUCCAGGCCGACAUCCCCGCGCACAGGGGGCUCGGCGUCUUCGUCCUCUUCCUCGGCAUCCUGCAGGUGCUGGCCUUCUUCCUGCGCCCCAGCGCCGACUCCAAGUACCGCAAGUACUGGAACUGGUACCACCACUGGGCGGGCAGGCUGGCGCUCUUCUUCGCCGCCGUCAACAUCGUGCUCGGGAUCCACGUCGGCGGCGCCGACAGCUCAUGGAAGAUCGGAUACGGCUUCAGCCUGGCCGUCCUCCUCGUCGCCGUCGCCGCGCUCGAGUUCAUGCUGUGGACGAGGUGGUCCAAGAACAGCACCGCCACCCCGACGUACUAGGAACCUGCUGCUGCACGUACCUUGUUGUUUUUCCGGGGUCGGAUGAUGUUUUGUGUUUGCCUUUGACCUUGUUUUUUU
Molecule: messenger RNA, 1445 nt
Organism: Zea mays
Lineage: Eukaryota; Viridiplantae; Streptophyta; Magnoliopsida; Poales; Poaceae
Product: dopamine beta-monooxygenase
Exons: 3
Coding region: 252-1367 (371 amino acids)
Source: RefSeq, marked validated